AUGAUACGCGUUCUCUGCGUCUUGCUGGCCGUUGCGUGUGUUGCAACGGUGUCCGGCAGCAGCCCCGUUGCUCGUCGCCCGACUAAGGAUGCGCCGGCGUGCGCGGCGUGCGACAACGGCACUCUCUGCGUGCCGCUCUUCUCCUUCUGCUUCUCCUCCGCCGGCCCCUCUUGCAAAGACGGCUCCGACUUCGGCGCGCCGUGCGCGGACUACCAGGUACCACCUGCGCCCAGCUACUACGUAUCCCACUCUCCCACUCGCCCCUGCCACAACCCUCCCGCGACGACACAGCGUGCGUCUCAACUCUUUUCCUCACGAGCCCGCGCUAGAGCUAUCACGCACACUUGCCACGCGUUCCGCACAUCCCCGCCUGCUCCCCCUUUCCCUCACCCCACUGCCCUGCGCGCGUGCCCGCAGUGCCCCGCGGGGUCGUCCAAAUGCGCGGACGAGCAGCAGUGCGUGCUGGACUCGGCGCGCUGCGACGGCAACAAGGAUUGCCGCGACGGCUCGGACGAGGACCCCAAGGCGUGCGCUGCCUUCGACUGCUCCUCUAUUGGCAUGGUAGGCAACGAUUCGCUAGUAUGGCCAUGGAGCGGUGCCCAUUGGGGGCGGCGCAGUGCGUGGCGGGGGUACCUGCUGUGCGACGGCAAGCCGUCGUGCCCCAACGCCACGGACGAGCACCCCGCCUUCUGCUCGCAGUACCAGUGCAGCUCUGACGGCCGGCAACAGUGCCCGUCCGGCACGGGGUGCAUGUUCCUCGGACAGGCGUGCGACGGAGUGAGCGACUGCAGCGACGGCAGCGACGAGGACGAGGCUUUCUGCAAAACCUUCAACUGCAGCGACGCUGGCAAGAGCACGUGUCCGUCCGGCGUGGGGUGUAUCUUCCCCGACGCCAUGUGCAACGGCCGCGCCGACUGCACUGACGGCAGCGACGAGGCCGCCGCCACCUGCAACGAUUCCUUCGACUGCUCCGCCACUGGCCGGGUGGCGUGUCCGCUGAAGGGCGGGUGCGUGUGGGAGUACCAGCUGUGCGACGGCAUGCCCGACUGCCGUGAUGGCAGCGACGAGCUCCCGCAGUUCUGCUCCAAGUUCAACUGCUCCAACUCCUACCGGACGCAGUGCCCUGGUGGGCAGCAGUGCACGUACGAGGGGCUGCUGUGCGAUGGCAGGAAGGACUGCAGUGAUGGCAGCGACGAGGGCGCGCUCUUCUGUAGCAGCUACAACUGCUCCGAUACUGACAGGGUGGUGUGUCCAACAGUGGACGGCUCAGCGCCCGCGUGUGUUCCGGCCUCGCUACUGUGUGACGGCACGCCGCACUGCCCGGGCGGCAGCGACGAGGACCGUGGCUUCUGUGCGGACCACGAGUGCGCGCCCGGCCUCAUCAAGUGCCCCGGCUCGCUGCUCUGCGUGCCCGGCACGCUCUGCAACGGCUUCCCCGACUGCCGCAUGCCCACCGCCCUCGACACCGCUCCUGACUCUGACCCUGUCGCUGCCUCUGAUGCCGUCCCUGCACUGAAGCCUGCUGUCAUGCCUCGCACCACCACUCCCACAGCUGCUGCUGGUACUGAUGACACCACGGCUGGUGUGGGAGGGGUGAUGCAAGGCGGAGCUGCUGUCAUGAUGCUGGAGGGCGUGGCUGCUGACGAGGAAGGAGUCAGCGCUGAUGAGGAUCCAGCCAUGUGUGCAGCGUACAAGUGCCCCGAGGGGUGGAGGAAGUGUGCGGACGGGCUGCAGUGCGUGUCAGAGGACGCGUGGUGCAGUGGCGUGAAGGAGUGCCACGACGGCAGCGACGAGGACGAGGCGACGUGCACGGGGUACGACUGUGCCGCCACAGGACGCGUGCCGUGUCCAGGCGGCAAGUACUGCCUGUGGAACUACUGUGACGUGUGCAAUGAUGAGCGCCAGCCGCUCUGCCCUGAUGCGUCGGACCAGGAGGAGUCGGCGUGCCAUCUGAAGCAGCAGUGCCCUGUGCGCUACUACAAGGACGCCCCCCUGCCCCGCCCCCUGCCGCUGCCCCAGCAGGACGGCGCCGUGCAGGUGGAGCCAGACAGCGAUGGGGCGGAUGGUGAGGCUGAUGGGGGGGACAGAGCAGGGGGUAGUGAGGGAGAGGCGGGUGGAAGCAAGCCGAAGAAGUACGCGAAGGUGAAGACGGGGACGGGGAAGAGCGCCGCUGAUGGUGCUGCUGCUGCUACUGACGGUGCCAAGGGGGUUGAGGGUGGGAGAAGGCCGGGGCACCAUCCGCCUGGAGUGGGGCACCAUAAGAGCCAAGGGCAGCACAAUAAGACGCAAUCCAGUGCCGGGGCUGGCAGCGGCAGUGAGGAAGUGAAGGCCGGCAGUGGCAAGAAAGGUGUGAAUGGUAAGGAGGAGGUGACAGGAAAAGGCACAGGCGGGAGCAGCAGCAGUGGCAAGUCAGGAAAAGCGAGUGGUGGGAGCAGCAGCCCAAAGAAGCCUGGCAAGGGCGCGGGUCCGACAACAGGGGCUUCAGGGGGGAGCAAGGGGAAUGGCACCAAGACGGGCAAGGGGGCAGUAGAGAGCAAUGACGUGAAGGGAGGGAAGGGAGGUAAGGGUGUGGGAGGUAAGGGUGUGGGAGGCAAAACGAGCAACAGCGCCACGAGCAGUAGCAAGAGCAGCAGCAAAGGCAUUAAGAGCAAUGGCGAUAGCAGCAAGAGCAGCAGUGGCGAAAACAAAAAGGGAAAGUCAAGCAAAGGAGAGCAGGAGGAGGGGGCAAAGACGGACAGGAGCAAGCCGAAGGGGGGAGGUAAGGAUGGCAAGGCGAGUAUCGGUAGUGGCAAAAAGGGCACGAGCGAAGCAACAGCAAAAGGGAAGGUGGAGAAAGGCAAGGGGUCUUUUGCUGAGAGCACAGGUGUGACCAAGGGGAACGGCUGA
Messenger RNA from Closterium sp. Yama58-4, 2886 nucleotides. NCBI's taxonomy places the organism in Eukaryota, Viridiplantae, Streptophyta, Zygnematophyceae, Desmidiales, Closteriaceae. The record is from the annotation of a GenBank genome assembly.